UUAUUUAUUUAUUUUUAUCUCCACUUCCUUUGUCACCCAGUGGGUUUGAAAAAGAUUUUGCUGCAAAAUCUUUGCUGCAAAAUCGUAUUUUCUUCACAAUUUCACUCUGCAAGUCCCGAAGGAGAAAAAAAAAGUAUUUUCUUCACUAGCGAUCACUGAGAGAAGCACGGACACGAGCAGCAGCAGCAUCAUGUCUGCAGAUCUGGAUCUCUCACCUCCUGAAGUUCCCGAGCCCACACUUCUAGAAAGCAUACUGCGCUAUGGACUGUUCCUAGGUGCCAUUUUUCAGCUCAUCUGCAUUCUAGCUAUCUUCAUCCCCACACCUCAGAGCCAUGAGCAGGAAGAGACGGAGAUCACAGACAGCAAAACCACCGAACAGAUGAAGAAACCAAAAGCAGCAGCACCUCAGAUUCGACAGAAACCAAAGAAAGAGAGCAAAAAGAAGCGAUAGAUAGAUAGAUAGAUGUGUGAGUUCUUGUAUCUGCUAGUGGGAAUGUGUGCCACUCCUUACAGAAUGACCUAAACUUCAGUUCCAUUCAUUUCCAUCACAGUAUAACAAGGAGCGUACCGUCUUUAAUAAUUGAUUCCUUUGUUUUAAAAAAAAUGUUUUCUACAUUUCAUUAUUAAAUUCAUACAUUGCGUUGUAUUUGAAAGGGGUGUGAAUGUUUUUUCUUCAUAUUAAUCAAUGUGGUAAAGGACUGGUUAGAUGUCCAAUGUUUUAGUAGGAAUGAAAGAAUGAUACGAAUGAUUGUAUGAAAAGGCAAUAAAGCAAUGAAUAUAUCACAUGA
Molecule: messenger RNA, 788 nt
Organism: Cynoglossus semilaevis (tongue sole)
Lineage: Eukaryota; Metazoa; Chordata; Actinopteri; Pleuronectiformes; Cynoglossidae
Gene: manbal
Product: mannosidase beta like
Exons: 3
Coding region: 191-451 (86 amino acids)
Cellular component (GO): membrane
Source: RefSeq, a predicted model, not a curated record